AUUGGUAUUUUCCCAUCGCACGGUCACACCGCGCACAUGGCGUAACAUUUUUUUUUGCCGGGCCGGUAAAAUAUGUAAUUUCGAUAUGUUUCGGAAGAUUUCCACCCGCUGGCUGGUGCAACGAGCGGGGCCCAACUCGAACUCCGCAUGGCUGGUGACCAGGUCCAGGGAUGGCACCGCCCGCAGCCUGAGCACCACGAAUCAGGUCAAGGCCGAAUCUGAGGAGCACUUGACCAAAGUGGAAGAACCCUCACAGGCGGAGCUUCUGCGGGAAUUCGCUCGUAUGCCGGUGCAGCGCAUCCGGAACUUCAGCAUCAUUGCACACGUCGAUCAUGGCAAAAGCACGCUGGCUGACCGGCUGCUGGAGCUCACUGGCGCCAUUGCCCGCAAUGGGGGACAGUCCCAGGUGUUAGAUAGCCUUCAAGUGGAGCGGGAGCGUGGGAUAACGGUCAAGGCCCAGACCGCUUCGAUCUUCCACCGCCACAAGGGGCAGCUGUAUUUACUUAACCUCAUAGAUACUCCCGGUCACGUGGAUUUCUCCAAUGAGGUCUCGCGCUCGCUAGCCGCCUGCGAUGGAGUGGUCCUCCUGGUGGACGCCUGUCACGGUGUCCAAGCCCAGACUGUAGCCAAUUACCACCUGGCCAAGCAGCGUCAACUGGCCGUAGUACCUGUGCUCAAUAAGAUCGACAUCAAGCAUGCUAAUCCCGAUCAAGUUUGCCAGGAUAUAAAGCUGCUGUUCGGCAUAGAUCCCGCCCAGGUGUUGCGUGUGUCCGCCAAGCUGGGCACUGGCGUGUCAGAGGUGUUAGAACGGGUUAUAGAAAGCGUACCACCCCCACAAGUUGAGCGGGACAGCGAUUUUCGGGCCUUAAUCUUUGACAGCUGGUUCGACAAAUACCGCGGAGCUCUUAACCUUAUUUAUGUGCUCAACGGCAAGCUAGAGCAGAACCAAGAUAUCCAAUCGUUGACCACUAAGAAGGUGUAUCCCGUGAAAAGCAUCUCUGUUUUGAGACCAGCAGAAUGUCCAGUUCCGGAACUAUCUGCUGGUCAAGUGGGUUUGAUUGCCUGCAAUAUGCGGAACAGUAAGGAGUCCAUUGUUGGCGAUACCCUUCACCUGAAGAACCACGCGACCAGCGCCGCGGGAAGCUAUCGUCCGCAACAGCCGCUUGUUUUUGCUGGAGUUUUCCCCGCAGAUCAGUCAAAACAUGUGGCUCUGAGAAGCGCCAUCGAUAAGAUGAUUCUUAAUGACUCGGCGGUCACUGUAAAAGUUGAUUCCAGUCCGGCUUUGGGUCAAGGCUGGCGUUUGGGCUUCCUCGGACUUCUGCACAUGGAGGUCUUUUGUCAACGUCUAGAGCAGGAGCAUGGUGCCGAGCCAAUAAUCACAGCGCCCUCUGUCACAUACCGUUUGGUGUUGAGCAACCCAAAGAUGAUUCGGCAGCAAGGACGCGACACUAUGGACAUUUCCAAUGCAGCUCUCUUUCCGGAACCGCACAGCAUUAAGGAGUACUUCGAACCCUUAGUUUUGGGUACGAUAAUCACGCCCACGGACUAUGUGGGCCAAGUGAUCGGGCUGUGUGUUGAGCGACGGGGAUUGCAGCAGAGCUCGGUGAACAUCGACGAGACGCGCGUUUUAAUGAAGUACGUCUUGCCGCUGAGCGAGAUCAUACUGGACUUUCACGAUCGGCUAAAGUCGUUGAGUUCAGGUUAUGCUAGUUUCAGCUACGAGGAUCACGGAUAUCAUCCGUCAAAUUUGGUGCGUUUGGACAUUCACCUAAACGGCAAGCCCGUGGAGGAGUUGUGCCGCAUCGUGCAUGUGUCCAAGGCCACGGCCGUGGCCCGGCAGAUGGUGCUAAAGCUGCGCGAACUUAUUCCAAAGCAGAUGGUUCAGAUCGCAAUCCAGGCUUGUGUGGGCAGCAAGGUUCUCGCCCGGGAAACCAUUAAGGCCUAUCGGAAGGAUGUGACAGCAAAGCUCUACGGAGGAGAUGUUACCCGGCGGAUGAAGUUACUCAAACAGCAGGCCGAGGGCAAGAAAAAGAUGCGCAUGUUCGCCAACAUACGCGUGCCGCACGAGACCUUCAUCAAUGUGCUCAAGCGGUAGGAUCAAUCCCGACCAGAAUAUCCCAUUUCUAACCUGUUUGGGAUCAAUUUAGCGGAUUAUGUUCGAGGAGCGGGACUAGACGAAAAGGAGGAAAAUCAUGUUCUCAAUGAUCAACGGCCUGAGCAUUGGCGGUGGUCAGCAGGUAGCACAGGUGACGCCA
This is a messenger RNA of Drosophila suzukii, 2255 nucleotides long. RefSeq names its product Translation factor waclaw (gene waw). The record is from RefSeq and is a predicted model, not a curated record. Gene Ontology annotation, biological process: positive regulation of translation. Gene Ontology annotation, cellular component: mitochondrion. Gene Ontology annotation, molecular function: GTPase activity; GTP binding; mitochondrial ribosome binding. Lineage: Eukaryota; Metazoa; Arthropoda; Insecta; Diptera; Drosophilidae.